AUGAACGUCGGGAUAUUGUUUUUGCUUGUUUGUUCUGCGGCAUUUUUUGCUGAGCUGCAGUGCGCCUCGCCAAGGACCACAGCGGGGAUGGAUCUCUCCACCGCCGGCUUAAGCAACAUCAGCAGCGGCAGCAGCAGCAGCAGCGGUGGCAACAGUGGGGAAACCGGAGGCAAAAGAGACUUGAACCAAACCAUAAACUCCAGGCUCAAGAGGAAAACCCUGGCUGUGGAUUUUGCGGUCCCUUCUCUGUUGCGCUAUUACCUGGCGGAGUUCAUAAAGAGACCCCUGAACGGCGACUGCCAGACUUUUAGCGGAUGUUACACGGUGCGCGCAAACUUGAAAAUGCACUGCAUACCUUUGCAGAAAACCAUAUCUACUUUUGUGGACCCCAAGUCUGCUACGGACUCAGCACUGAGGAACAUGUCUUCUGAUGGACAGCUCCCCUUCUUCUACAAGCGGCCGCUGUCCAAAGUUCUGAAAUUGGGCUUGACGAAAGCCAGCAGGAAAUCAAACCAAGUGGUGGUGGAAAUAGGAGAGGAUUUAGUCAGGACGGGAUGCGGGGGUCUGUCUGUGUACGAGGAGGCCCCGGUGUUCACUCUGGAAAUGGACCUCACAACUAUUCUGGAGUGGUGGCUCGGCGCAGAGGGGGGCCGGCUCAGGGUCCGACUCAUGCCCGAGAAAAAGGCGCAGGUGCCCGGGAUUGAGGAUCGGUACACAGCGGCCAUACGCGCCGCAGACCCCCGCCUCUUCCUCCAGAUAUCCUCCCGGGGUGAACCAUUGGCUGGUAGGACUGCUGCUGGCAUUCCUAGAGGGUACUGGAGCUUCUCCUGGGUUGCUGAAGAUGACCUGAGCUUUCCCAACGGCUCUGUGCCCAUGUCAGAUCACAGAUGCCCUGGCAAUAGUAGAACAUGUGACCAGCACCCGGAGGGUAUCCCAGAGUUCACAUGGAGCAUAGUGGCUGCGGGGGAAAGGAACGGGAAAACCGAAAAGAAGACAGGAAGUCCCCAGGGUUGGGAGGAAGGUAAGAACGAAGGUCAGUUCUUCUGGGUGAACAGUUCAGCCUUUGGGGGGCCCUGGGUGCUGAGUCCUUGGCUGUGGGGGGGACAAGGUCCCUGUAGCCUGGACAUGGCCAUGUUCCUCCACCCCAAGCAAAGCGGGCAAUACACCAUUUGGCUCAUAGAGCGGGACAAACCGCCGCUCGCCCUCUUCUCCACCGACACCCUCCCUCGCAUCACAGGCUGGGCCGUGGUCCACCUCACCCUGGGCACCCACGGAGGAUCGCCUUUUCGCGUCUCAGCCAGCUACGAUCAGCGGAUCCCCCAGGAUGACACGGCCACCAUCGAGCCCCACUUCACCACCAACUGCACCAUGGCAUCCUCACCCGGCCCUAACAUAACACUAGAGGGUCAAUACCACUGUCACCAAGGACCUGGGAUCCCACUGGACAAACUGUGUGACUUCAGUACAGACUGUCCGCUCGGCGAUGACGAAGGCGACCUAUGUCGCCGCUUUCUCAAUGGAAGCUACUGCUCUUUUGAAGAAGGCGAGUGCAGUUGGCAGUCAAUAAUGGGCCGUGGUCUCUCCUGGAGAAGAGUCCAGUCUCCAGCCAAGACUACCAGACAGAGCUGCCCGUCAUCAGGUGCUACUUUCAGUGUGGAGGGAGGCCAGUCCAAAGGCCAGCGUGGCUCAGCGUUACUGAGGAGCCCUCUCUUCCCUCCUCCUCUAAGAAACUCCCCAUGCAUGGUGCGGUUCUGGCUGUGUUCUGGAGGCCUGCAGAAGGGGUCGCUGUCUCUGUGGAUAGUGGAAAACAGCACAGGCCCUGAGGAGCAGCGCAGACUGUGGCAUUCAGCCAGUGAACCCAAAUCUGAGAGGGGCUGGAAACUCAUCAUACUUCCCCUUUAUGCGCUGGCAGACUGGUUCUGGCUGCAGUUCAGCGUGGAAGAUGGGCCUGGACCCGGUUCAGCCAUCUCUCUUGACAACAUCUCUUUCAGUAUGGACUGCUUCCUGGCAUCCAACGGCGAAUUUCCACCUGUGGUCACCAGCACAACCAGGCUGUCGUUGAGACCUACUACCGAGACUAUGGCCACGUCCAUGGGGAGCCCUUUGAUAAACUUCCCCACCACUGAUUACGCCAAAAAAUGGAUUUUUCAUACCUGUGGGGCUGUGGGCCCUGAAGGCCCGACUCCCACUCAGUGCCUCAACUCCUACAGGAACAGCAAUGUCAACGUGACAGUAGGCACCCGAGGGCCCUUCAAAGGCAUUCAAAUGUGGCAGGUCCCGGAAACUGGCACCUACAGGAUCACAGCCUAUGGUGCCGCUGGCGGUCGUAGCGUAUUGGCCAUGAGCAGGUCACAUGGUGUCUACAUCACUGGAGACUUCCUGCUUAGAAGAGGCGAGCUGCUCUACAUCCUGGUGGGACAAAAAGGAGAAGACGCAUGCCCCAACUCCAACGGCAUACUGAAUAAGAUCUGCCUGGAACAGAGUAGCCCGAUGGUGAACAAAACUCAAGUGAAAGGGGGCGGAGGAGGUGGUGGCGGAGCUACAUAUGUAUUUAAGGUGGUCAAAGAAGUGUACAUCCCCCUCAUCAUCGCUGCUGGGGGAGGAGGCCGGGGCUACAGCAGCCAAUCAGAAACCCAGCUGGAGCAGAUGGACUAUGACCCCAGCCAGCCGGGACGCAAUGGGAAGUCAAACGCAGCAGGUGGAGGUGGAGGUUGGAAUGACAGUGCUCCUGUCAGUCAGGGUGGCAGACCACUGGUGCUGGGGGGCCAGGGAGGGCAGGCCUGUCAAAAGUUCUGGCAGACCCGCGGUGGCUUCGGGGGCGGCGGAGGCGGCUGUACGUCCGGGGGCGGGGGUGGAGGCUACAGAGGUGGUAACACCACCAUCGAUAACAACCCCAAACACGAUGGCGACGAUGGCACUUCUUUCCUCGGCCCAGCAGGAGAACCCUUCCUCUAUCCUCUGAAAGCCAUGGAGGGGGAUGGUGAGGUGAUCAUCAGUCCGGUGCAGAACUGCAGCCACUGUGAGAGCGGUGAAUGCCACGAGACCCAGGACCGCGUUGUCUGCUUCUGUGAAAAUGACCUGAUCCUGGCACCAAACGGAGUGUCCUGCAUCAACGCUACAGGGAUGUCCCAGGUGCCUUCUCAGCCGUCUCUCUCCCGCCUUGCUCUGGGGCUGUCCGUUGGCACCUCAGCCCUCAUCGCUGCCCUGCUGCUGGCUGUAUCCGGAGUCAUGAUAAUGUACAGGCGUAAACACACAGAGCUGCAGUCUAUUCAGCUGGAGCUGCAGAGUCCAGACUGCAAGCUCAGUAAGCUGCGGGCCUCCACCAUCAUGACCGACUACAACCCCAACUACUGCUUCGGCGGCAAGACGGCAUCGGUCAAUGACCUGAAGGAGGUGCCGCGACGCAACAUCUCCCUCACCAGGGGUCUGGGUCACGGUGCUUUUGGUGAAGUGUAUGAAGGGCUGGCCAUGGGAAUACCAGGUGAACCAAGUCCACUGCAGGUGGCAGUCAAGACUCUUCCUGAGGUUUGCUCUGAGCAAGAUGAGAUGGACUUCCUCAUGGAGGCUCUAAUCAUCAGUAAGUUCAGCCACCAGAACAUUGUGCGUUGUAUAGGAGUGAGUCUGCAGCUCAUGCCCAGGUUCAUCCUGCUGGAGCUGAUGGCAGGAGGAGACCUCAAAACUUUCCUGAGGGAGACCAGACCCCGACUGGAGCACCCGUCCAGCCUGACCAUGGUGGACCUUCUCAGCGUGGCCAGAGACAUUGCUAAGGGCUGCCAGUAUCUGGAGGAGAACCAGUUUAUACACAGGGACAUUGCAGCUCGGAACUGUCUGCUGACCUGCAAAGGAGCAGGCCGUGUGGCCAAGAUUGGAGAUUUUGGGAUGGCUCGAGACAUUUACAGGGCAAGCUAUUACAGGAAGGGUGGGCGUGCCAUGCUGCCAGUGAAAUGGAUGCCGCCGGAAGCCUUCAUGGAGGGCAUCUUCACAUCUAAAACGGACACGUGGUCAUUUGGGGUUCUGCUGUGGGAGAUCUUCUCAUUGGGCUACAUGCCAUAUCCAAGUCGCAGUAACCAAGAAGUGCUGGAGUUUGUAACCAACGGUGGAAGAAUGGACCCACCUAAAAACUGCCCUGGGCCAGUGUACCGUAUAAUGACUCAGAGUUGGCAGCACCAGCCUGAGGACAGACCUAACUUCUCAACUAUCCUGGAGAGAAUUGACUACUGCUUACAGGACCCUGAUGUGGUGACCGUGCCCCUGCCUAUAGAGUAUGGACCAGUCCCUGAGGAGGAAGAGCGUGUUCCCAUGCGCCCUGAUGAUGCCUCAGCUCCAACUGUGCUGGUAAAUGCCCAGGUGCCUGACGGGGAGGCUCCUCAGCCGCCACCAUCCUAUCCUACAGAGGAGAACCGUGGAGGCGGAGAACAUACAGCUGUGACGAGCACAGCGUCGGAGGCCAAAGCACAGACAUCAGCCCAGACCCAGCUGUACCUCCACCAGCACCAGCAGCCUCACACGCAGACCUCCAUCACCAUGACAACCAUGAAUACAGCCACCACCUCCACAGCCACCUCUACACUCACUGCCAAGGGACCUCAUGUUACCACCCAGCCCAGCUCUGAGGGGGGCCACAUUAAUCUGGCGUUCACUCAGGGCCAUCCGCCAGAGAAGGAGGGCCACAACGGGAAGAGCACCAGUCUCUGGAACCCCACAUACGGCUCCUGGUUCCUGCAGCAGCAGCAGAGGAAGCAGCAGCAGAGGCAGGGAGGGGUGGGGGGAGCAGGGGGCAGCGGUGGCAGGGUGCCUGGUGAGGGACAGGAGCAUGUGGGCCGGACGGUGGCUGAGGUGGCGGGGGCGCUGGGUCUCCAGCAUCAGCACAAGCAGUUCCAGCAUCAGCUCCAGCAGCAGCACCAACUCCAGCUGCUGCACCAUCAGCAGCAGCAGGGCCUUUGUAGACCUCUGUUACCCCCACCACCCCCUCCUGCUGCCCAGUCACCUCUGCUUUUAGAUUCGGCAGCAUUGCCCCCAGUUCCCCUCUACAGACUGAGAAGAUUCCCCUGUGGGAACAUCGGCUACGGCUACCAGGAGCAAGGCCUGCCGCUGGAGGCCGCCCACGUCAACCCCAACCCCCCUCCUCCGCCCCCUCCCUCCCAACAGGGCACCUCCAUGCCCUCCUCAGCAGCUCACCAGAGGGGAGCUUCUAUUCCCACCUCUGUGUCCCUGGGUCGGUCGGGUAUGUCCGAGGACAGCCGUCCACUGCUUGUCACCAUGGGGACAGUGCAGGACCCCAGGCUGCCCAGGAUGGAGGGCCACAACGCCACCGUGCUUUAGCCCAAAUGCCUGUACUGCUGGUCUCUUUUUCAGGCCCUGUCUUUGAAGACUGUGCGUCCAGGAACCACAGCAGGAAACACUGUCAGGACAGAGAUUGUUUUAAACCACCCCUACCGUCCCACCAUUUUGGUUUCUUCCUCCAGUUCAGAAAGAACCCAUCCCACUGAAACAGAGCUGGAUGAGUCCAUCAGGCUUUUCCCAUGAGAACCCUGGAGGUGUGUUAAAUCCCCAGUGGAUGCUAAAGCACAUCAGACAACUAAAAACCUUUGGGAGGCAAAUGUAGAGUAAAGGCUAGUUUUAAGAGUUAAAAAAAAAAAAAAAAAAGUAUUUUUUCAACACUGGAGGGAUCGUGAGUGAGUGAGAACACUGAGAAUGAAAAAUGGAGAGUUUAUGGCACAGGAGGACGGGGGGACAGCUUUGUCAUCUAUGAAAAUGGACUAUUGUGAGCAUUCAGAUCUCUAUAUUUUGCCAGACUUAAGACUGUGAGUCACCAACUUCUGUGACCACUUUGACUGUAGCACGGUGUCUACAGCUGCCAGCCACAUGUGUCAGUUCUACUGCAGAACCCUCACACUGUUCCUUCUCCACAUCCUUUUUGGAAAACAGCAGCGUGGUAAAAUACUUGUAUCAGACUAUUUUUCAAGAAUAUCACUGAAUUGGAGCCUGGAUUACCAGAGACAUUUAUACUGAAAAAAAAAAUACUGGGAAAAUGUGUUUGUUGAUGUUUGCUUGCCUGCUUGUUUAUUUAUUCAUUUGUUUAUUUAUUAUUUGGUAGUGGCGAUAAAUUAUUAU
Molecule: messenger RNA, 6114 nt
Organism: Toxotes jaculatrix (banded archerfish)
Lineage: Eukaryota; Metazoa; Chordata; Actinopteri; Toxotidae
Gene: alk
Product: ALK receptor tyrosine kinase
Exons: 29
Coding region: 1-5322 (1773 amino acids)
Biological process (GO): multicellular organism development; cell surface receptor protein tyrosine kinase signaling pathway; regulation of neuron differentiation
Cellular component (GO): membrane; signaling receptor complex
Molecular function (GO): protein binding; transmembrane receptor protein tyrosine kinase activity; ATP binding
Source: RefSeq, a predicted model, not a curated record